Molecule: messenger RNA, 1275 nt
Organism: Periconia digitata
Lineage: Eukaryota; Fungi; Ascomycota; Dothideomycetes; Pleosporales; Periconiaceae
Source: the annotation of a GenBank genome assembly
UCAUCAAGACAGUACCAAACUACAUGAUAGUGGAGAUGCAAGGUAUAAGGCAAGCGUGUUCUUCGCUCUGUCGAGUUCUUGUUCUCCAGCUUCUUUACCAUCUAACCUUUCUCUCGUACAAGUCUCGUUAUCGGGAGUCAGUUCAGACUUCCCAAGGUAUCAUCCACGCGACACACACACCACCUCACACUGCAACUUUGUCGAAACUAAAUCUACAACAUGCCUUGGGUAGAGUACAACGGUGGUAGCGGGACGCCAGAGGCUUUGCUUGCUAUCCUCGCGAAACUGCCUGGAGGAAGUCAGUACGAAACCCCCAGUGCGGAGCCUGAAGAUAAGCCUGAGGAUGCCGGAGACACUGAAAAGCCUGAAGAGUCAAAGAAGCCUCAAGAGCCCGAAGAGCCCGAAGAGCCAGCCACGGAGCCCACCGAGGAACAGCACACGAACAGUCCUCAGUAUUCGGUCGUACUCGAAAGUUUCGAACCUUCUUUUGUCUCUGGAUCUUCCGUCUCCCCAAAACCAAAACCAGUCAAAUCUAUACUCAACCCACCUACAGCCAAACCGUCCUCCAAGAAGACCACUCCACCAAAACAACUAAGGGUUAGAUUUAAAACCCUCCAAGACAACCCGAUUCAAGCACACCCAGUCUCACAGAAGAACUCCAACCCAGACUACGCCUCCCACAUCCACCGCAACAAGCCCAUACCCAUUCCCAACCAAUACCACUGGGACACGGCAUACGUCCCAAACGCACAAAGGAAAAUCCGGAACCUCCUCCCCCCAGACUUCGUCCACGCAAAGCCGCGCCCUCACCACCGCGACGACACCAUCUACCACUACUUCCGCACCCGUGACGCGCCAUUUAACGCUGGCGAAUCAUUAAACACCAUAAACCCGUGGGAGUCCUUUCAAGCGACCAAACUCGAGCUCGCGGAACAACAUAUCGGCAAGGCCACCAUGUUCUUCGAACCGGCUAUCGACGACGAGCUGGAAGAACUAGUCAUGCAGCCGCGGGCGCCGCGCGUGAACAUCAGAGCGAUGAGGCGGCAGAAGCAAAUAGAAAUAGAGGAAGCGAAUGGCGGGCCCGUUGUUCCUGAUCAAAUCCCCGUGGAGCAGGAUGUGAGACUCCGGAAUAUAAGGGCGUGGGAGAGGAUGUGCCCGAGGGACAAGUAUCUGGUUGAGGAGAAUGGGUGUAUGAAGAUGAGGGCUGGGAUGAUAGUGCCACCUUUUGUACAUGCUGCUGCUGAAGAACAGCGUCAGAGUAUGGUGAAGAAGUGA